AUGGUUCUUAAACUCCAAAGUGUGAUCUUCUCGUUUAUUUAUUUUCCUGUGAUAUUUGGAGCUCCUGGUGAAAUUGCUAAUCAAAAAUGUAUAGAAUAUAGUCAGAUUCCCUCUCAAUUAUCUCCAUAUGGUUGUCCUAGAUCUCCAGUUCCUCUCAUAAUUGGCGGAACUCCAACUUCACUAAUGGAGUUUCCCCAUAUGGCAGCUAUCGGAUUUGGUUACACCGCCGAUGGAGAAAUUACUUGGCAAUGUGGAGGUUCCCUUAUUAGUGAAAAAUUUGUUCUUAGUGCUGCUCAUUGUUUGAAGAGUAGAGACAAAGGUCCUGCACAAAAAGUACGUUUUGGUGAUAAUGCAGAUAGUUAUGACUACAUCAAUAAUGAAAUCUCUUCCUAUCGAGAAUAUUACAUAAUCAACAGAAUACAGCACCCGGAUUACAAGCCACCUUUAAAGUAUAACGAUAUAGCCUUGCUUGAGUUACACAAACCAGUUCAAUUUUCUAUGGAUAUUAGACCAGCUUGUCUGGAAACUAAUAAUUACAAUAUUCCGCAGACUGUGAUUGCUACAGGAUACGGAAAGCAAACAUAUGAAUUUCUAGGAAAAUACCAAUUAAUGAAAGUCGAACUACCAGUUUUAUCAUCAGAUCAUUGUACACGUUCAUUUGCAGUAAGUAUGGAAGAAGACAUGGAUCACGUGUCCGACAUUAGAAGACCAAGAUCUGUUCUAAAAGAUGGUAUAAUCGAUUCGCAAAUGUGCGUAGGCGAUCUCUCAGGACACAAAGAUACUUGCCAAGGUGAUUCCGGAGGACCUAUUCAGGUUCCUCUACAAUGGUCUCCAUGCACCUACAAAGUAAUCGGUGUGACAUCCUUCGGCAAAUUUUGUGGCUAUCCCAAUGCACCAUCUAUAUACACUCGUGUUUCUUCUUACAUUGAUUGGAUUGAACAAGUUGUUUGGGGCAAUCAAUUUAAAUAUCAAUUCAAAUAA
Molecule: messenger RNA, 981 nt
Organism: Ctenocephalides felis (cat flea)
Lineage: Eukaryota; Metazoa; Arthropoda; Insecta; Siphonaptera; Pulicidae
Product: serine protease snake-like
Exons: 8
Coding region: 1-981 (326 amino acids)
Biological process (GO): proteolysis
Molecular function (GO): serine-type endopeptidase activity
Source: RefSeq, a predicted model, not a curated record